Rhinichthys klamathensis goyatoka is the source of this 2587-nucleotide messenger RNA. RefSeq names its product forkhead box M1 (gene foxm1). The coding region runs from base 186 to 2099 and encodes 637 amino acids. The transcript is spliced from 9 exons. The record is from RefSeq and is a predicted model, not a curated record. Gene Ontology annotation, biological process: G2/M transition of mitotic cell cycle; regulation of DNA-templated transcription. NCBI's taxonomy places the organism in Eukaryota, Metazoa, Chordata, Actinopteri, Cypriniformes, Leuciscidae. Gene Ontology annotation, molecular function: sequence-specific DNA binding; DNA-binding transcription factor activity.
GCGCCAAAAUUCAAAAUCUCACCAAAUGCGCACAAGAGUCUCCGGACUCCGGAGUCUUUCAUUUACCCCAUCAAAAUACAUUUGACCUCUCAGCACUGCCAGAUUAACUCGAAUAAACCAUCGUCUGCACGGCUGACAUGAUAUGAAGACAGGCAUCAGACAGAUCCAUUUGCUGUGAGCAAACAAUGAGAGAGAGCCCGAGGAGACCCAUCAUCCUGAAGAGGAGGAAGCUGCCAUUUCAGAAGAGUGAAUCUGAUGGAGGCUGCGAUGAGGCAGAUGGGCCGCGCUCCAAGACCACCCAGACCAGGACCCCAUCCACCGCCCGCUGCUUCCCCGAUGGCAUCCGCAUCAUGGACCACCCCACAAUGCUGGACACACAGGUGGUGGUGAUACCGAAAGCAGCCGAUCUGCAGAGUGUCAUCAGCGCCCUGACAGCCAAAGGGAAGGAGUGCGGGCCUCAGGGCCGAAACAAGUUCAUCCUGCUCAGUGGCAGCACCAGUUCAGAGGAAAGCAAAACCCUUGGGUGUUUUUCUACAGAACCCGGGGCUGAUCUUGGGAAAGUGAAAAAGGAGACUGAGUGCUACCCGCUUGAUGAUAGUCUGACGAACAUCCAGUGGCUGGGAAAAAUGAGCUCUGAUGGACUCGGACCGGAAUCGAACCAAAAAUGCCCUAGCAAGGACAAUCCAAGUGAUUGUAAUCAGCUGCCCAAAUGUCCAGAAAAGGAGAAGAACCCUCUGUCCGAGAGACCCCCGUAUUCCUACAUGGCAAUGAUCCAGUUUGCUAUCAACAGCAAGAAUAACAGACACAUGACCCUGAAGGAAAUUUACAAUUGGAUCGAAGACCAUUUUCCGUAUUUCAGAAAUGUCGCAAAACCCGGAUGGAAGAAUUCCAUACGUCAUAAUCUCUCACUGCAUGACAUGUUUGUCCGUGAAACGUCUCCUGAUGGCAAGAUCUCCUAUUGGACGAUUCGACCGGAAGCAAACCGCUGUCUCACUUUGGACCAGGUUUACAAGCCUUUGGUUGACCCAGUGACCCCCACUUGCCCUCAGACCACACAAGUUGGUUACCAUCAACAACAGAAGAGAGGUCCUCCGGAGGUGAAGAAAGCGAUACCCAUCGCCGGUAGCACAGAGAGAAAGAUGAAGCCUCUUCUGCCUCGGACUGACUCGUACCUGGUUCCCAUCCAGCUUCCUUUGGGUCAGUCACUCUUCCUGCCCACCUCCAGUCCCGUGUCUCUCGCCACUCCUCCACACACUCAAAUCGCUUCCAUUCCCAGCUCCAGCAAGAGGGUCCGGAUUGCUCCUAAGGUCUCGCAGAGUGACGUGAGCUCGGUGAUGCUGUGUAAUCCCGCCUCUCAGGAGGUAAAGGAGGAGCCUGUGUGUGUGUCUCUGACUCCUGUGGCGUCCGAAGCUCCGCUCCCCAAAACCAGACAGCGAGAAAACAGCAGCUCCCGCCGCAAACAACGCCUGGUCCGGCCAGCCACUGAGGAACCCGUCCUGCUCUACCCCGACAGCACUCUCUUCGACUCAGGCGUUGUCUCUGACGUCUCCACCUUCCAAGACACUCAGGAGGCGGAGCCUGAUCCGGAGCCCCUGCCCACCUGUAAACCCGACUUUGACAGCCCAAACAGAGAAUACACUUUUAAAACGCCCAUCAAGGGCAGCCACCCUUCCUCAUCUACUCCCAGCAAGCCACCCACAGUGCUGGAGCCCUGGAGGAUCACUCCUGUCGGGAAGGGAGGUGUGCUGGACUUUAGCCCCAUUCGAACGCCCAGUGGGCCACAGCUCACCCCACAGCGGCACGAACACACACCUUUCAGUUUUAACAGCACACCGUUUAAGGAGCUGCCGCUUUUCAACUCCCCUCGAGAGCUGCUCACCUGUGCCCGACCCUCCCCGAGACGCUCCACCCCGGCCUGCUCCAGAGAGCUGCUGCAGGUGGGCAUCGCCAACCGCUCUCUCACCGAAGGGCUCGUCCUGGACACCAUGAACGACAGCUUGAGUAAAAUUCUAGUGGAUAUCAGCUUCUCCGGCCUGGAGGACGAUGAUCUCGGCAUGGCAAACAUCAGCUGGUCCCAGUUUAUCCCUGAGCUGAAGUGACUCCUGACUUCCUUUAUCUGAGCUGCUUAACUUCCUUCACUGCCUUUGACUCUUAUUUACUUGCUUUUGAUCUCUUCUAUUUUUAUAAGUAUUUUCUUAAUUUCUCUGCUAACAAAUGUUGCUAUUUCACUGCCUAUUACUGUACGUGUUUGUGUUUUGGAUAUGUAGGCCUUUAUUUGCGAGCAAAACUGUUAGUGACGAAUGUACUUAGAGAUAAUUAUUUUGCACAAGUUGUAAUAUAUAAAUGUGAGUGUGUGAGAGAGCGAGAGAGAGAGAGAGAGAGACAGACAGAGUGUGUAUUAUAAGCAAGUGGACAAACAGAUUUAACAGAUUAAUUCAUUUACACUACCCAACUUUACAUUAUUUCUUUGUUUUGGAAUAAUUUUGAAUACCUUGGUUUAGCCAGAUGGAUUGACGGUGAAAAUGACACACAAAAAGAGAUUUUUAAGAGAAUUUGGCAUAUAAAAUAAAACCGUAUGCAAAACCUU